Messenger RNA from Rubroshorea leprosula, 3401 nucleotides. NCBI's taxonomy places the organism in Eukaryota, Viridiplantae, Streptophyta, Magnoliopsida, Malvales, Dipterocarpaceae. The record is from the annotation of a GenBank genome assembly.
ACCUUUUUUGAGGUAUUUUGUUGGUUUGUUAUUUUGAUCUAGGCAUUUAUUUCUUCAUAUUUUUUUUGGACUUUUUUAGUAUUGUGAUUUUUACUGAUUCUAUGGCAAGUUUUGAAAGAACUGUAAUUCAUCCUGCUACUACUAUGGUUGUCAAAGAAGUGAUAAACCAACCUAAUGUUAACCUUGAAUACCUAAAACAGGAUCUUGUGUCACAAAAAGUCCAAGUUUCAUGUCAUGCUGUCUUUUGGGAACAUAGUAAGUUCUCAUCAUUGUCAAACUUCAAAGUGUCAUCCUCUCAUCAACCUCCAUUUUUUACUAAUCCUUCUAUUGAGCUAUUUCCUAGUGAUUCUAAAGCAGGUACAUUUGAUGAGCUCUACAAUGCCUCACCACAUGCUCCAACUAGUUCUAUAGAAGAUGAUUUGCUUGCUAGUAAUGCAUUAGAUAAUUUUGAGCCAUCUUCUACUUCCUCAUUUGUAUCACUUAUUGAUGUUGCAUUUGAUAUUGUUGAGUCUAAAAAUGAGCAUGUUGUCCCAUCCUCGAGUCAUCCUACUCAAGUAAGAAACCCUCCUAGCUACCUUUGUGAUUAUCAUUGUUUUCUUGUUAUUACUUCUUUACAUGAGUCUCAAUCCUAUCAAGAGGCCUUUUCUAACUCUCUUUGGCAACAAGCUAUGCAAGAUGAAUUACAGGCUCUUGAGAACACUUGUACAUGGAAUUUAGUUGAUCUCUCUGUUGACAAGUCUCUAAUAGGCUGUAAAUUGGUGUACAAGAUCAAAACACAAUUUGAUGGUUCUGUGGAGCCUUAUAAGGCACACUUGGUUGCCAAGGGUUUUACACAGGAGUAUGGAAUGGAUGCGAAAAAUGCUUUUCUUAAUGGUGACCUAGAAGAAGAAGUUUAUAUGAAACCACCCCUUGGGCUCAACCAUCCUCCAAACAAGGUAUGCCAAUUACGAUGUGCAUUAUACGAGUUGAAGCAAUCUUCUCGAGCUUGGUAUGCAAAGUUUAGUGCUAUUGUGAGUGAGUUUAGUUUUACUUCCAGUCCACAUGAUACGGCUUUAUUCAUUCGUAAGAUUGCUCAGGGUAUGGUUCUUUUACUUCUUUAUGUUGAUAAUAUGAUUAUUACUAGAGAUGAUGUUGCAGGUGUUGAAGAGCUAAAACAAUCUCUCAGUAAGAGAUUUGAGAUGAAAGAUCUUGGUGUUCUAAGCUAUUUUGUAGGGCUUGAAGUCACCCUUUCAGAUGAUGGCUACCUACUUUCUCAAGUAAAGUAUGCCUCUGAUCUUGUUUCUAAAGCUGAACUCAACGAUGGUAAGAGUGUUUCUACACCUAUUGAACCUAAUGUCAAGCUUACACCUAUGGAUGGCUCUCCACUUUUUGAUCCUACUUUUUAUCAGCAAUUGAUUGGUAGUUUGGUUUAUCUUACCGCGACAUGCCCUGAUAUAGCAUAUGUAGUUCACAUUGUUAGUCAGUUUAUGGCUGCUCUUCAUUCCAUUCAUUAUGUAGUAGGACUUCGUAUUAUUCUAUAUGUUAAGGGAACUUUAUUUCAUGGACUCCAUUUUUCUGCCAACUCCUCCCCUGUGCUUCGCGCUUACUCCAAUGUUGAUUGGGCUAGUGAUCCUUUCAAUCGUAGAUCUACCACUGGUUAUUGCCUUUUUCUUGGUGUUGAAUCCGGGUGUGCACACAUCAUUUUUCUUCUCAAAAUGGUCUCUGUUGCAACUUUUGGCAUGGCUGCUUUGAUGAUUCUGUUCUUGUUCGUGGUCUCAAAGCUACUGCAAGUUCUCUGGGUUGUUUUCUUGUGGCCAUAUUCCUUGACUAGAAGAUUCAAGAAGCAAGGAAUUGUUGGUCCACCUUACAAGCCUCUCAAUGGUUCUCUUGAUGAGAUAAAGAGGAUGAAAAAGGCCGCAGCAAAAACGAUUCUUGACUUAGAUUCAAAUGAUAUUGUUCAGCGUGUUCUUCCACACUUCCACAGAUGGUCCUCAGAAUAUGGAGAAACUUUUUUGUAUUGGCAAGGAUUAGAACCGAAUCUCUGCAUUUCUGACCCUGAAAUGGCCAAACAAAUACUAUCAAACAAGUUUGGCUUCUAUGUGAAACCUGGAAUCAGGCCCACAUUAUUGACAAUUAUAGGGAGAGGACUUAUAUUCGUUGAAGGAUUGGACUGGGUUAGGCACAGAAGAAUCAUCAACCCCGCCUUCUCCGUCGAUAAGCUCAAGGGAAUGGUAAAGAGAAUGGUAGCUUGUACCAGCCCCAUGCUUGAAGAGUGGAAAGAUCAAUCUAUCAGGGCCAGGGACAGAUGCACAAAGAAAGAGAUGAAUGGAGAAUUUCAAAGACUCACCGCUGACAUAAUAGCCCAUACCGCCUUUGGAAGUAACUUUAUGGAAGGAAAAGAGGUAUUUCAGGCACAAAGACAGCUUCAACAGUGGGGUGCAGCUUCAAGUUCUGACAUCUUCAUCCCUGGCAGCCAAUAUCUUCCUACUCCAUCUAAUCUUCGGAUAUGGAAGCUUGAUAUGAAAAUGAAGAGAUUACUAACGCAGAUCGUUGAGAGCAGACUGCAGAAUUCCAGAACAUUCAAUGGCAGUUCCCCAGAAUGUUGUUUUGGAGAUGAUUUACUUGGUGUGAUGAUUGCAGCCUUAGAAACCACAAAAGAUAAAGGAGACCUCAAGUUGAACAUGAAUGAAAUCGUGGAUGAAUGCAAAACAUUCUUUUUUGCAGGGCAUGAGACCACUUCCAACCUGUUAACCUGGACAAUGUUCUUGUUAAGCAAACAUCAUGAAUGGCAGACGAAACUUAGGGAGGAGGUGUUGGAGGAGUGUGGGACAGAAACCCCGGAUACAGAUAUGCUGGCCAAGCUGAAACUGGUGCACAUGGUUCUUCUGGAGGCCCUGAGGCUGUAUGGCCCAGUAAUAGCCAUGGUUAGAGAAGCAUCAGAGGACAUGACAUUGGAGAAUUUAAUGAUUCCAAAGCGUACACUUUUAGUAAUUCCACUCAUCAAAAUGCACAGAAGCAAAGAAUGCUGGGGAGAAGAUGCGAGUGAGUUCAAUCCUCUGAGAUUCAUGAAUGGGAUAUCCAAAGCAGCAAAACACCCAAAUGCUCUGCUUGCCUUCUCAAUUGGCCCAAGGGCUUGUAUUGGACAGAACUUUGCAAUGUUGGAAGCCAAGACUGUGCUUGCCUUGAUUCUCCAGAGGUUUUCUUUCUCUGUAUCCCCUGAGUACAAACAUACGCCAGUUGACAACCUUACCUUACAGCCUCAACACGGUCUCCCUGUUAUCUUCAAACCUCUAUCCAUGUAAGAUAUGAGUCUUAAAGCAUGUUUUUAUCUUUACCAUACUACUAGUACUACUAGAUUGUGGCACAUGUACCAAAAACUACAUAUUGUGGCACUUUGGCUAGUAUAAAACAUGUAAGGUUUG